Colias croceus (clouded yellow) is the source of this 1735-nucleotide messenger RNA. RefSeq names its product AP-3 complex subunit sigma-2 (gene or). The record is from RefSeq and is a predicted model, not a curated record. NCBI's taxonomy places the organism in Eukaryota, Metazoa, Arthropoda, Insecta, Lepidoptera, Pieridae. The coding region runs from base 136 to 711 and encodes 191 amino acids. Gene Ontology annotation, biological process: Golgi to vacuole transport; intracellular protein transport. Gene Ontology annotation, cellular component: intracellular membrane-bounded organelle; AP-3 adaptor complex; membrane coat. The transcript is spliced from 6 exons.
GCCUAAUAGCGAUUAGCGAUACAUUUCUAACUUUCACAAAUAUUUUAACAUUUCUUUAUAGUUCCUGUAUAAUUUUAAUUAUAUCCGUAGUUUUUAUACUAAUGUUGUGUGACUGUAGCUAGCUCAGUUCUCAAAAUGAUAAAAGCAAUUUUAGUGUUCAAUAAUCAUGGGAAGCCGAGAUUAUCAAAAUUUUAUCAAUACUUUAAUGAAGAUAUGCAACAGCAGAUCAUUAAAGAGACUUUCCAGUUAGUUUCGAAGCGAGACGACAAUGUGUGCAACUUCUUAGAGGGAGGCAGUCUCAUCGGUGGAUCUGAUUAUAAACUUAUCUAUAGGCACUAUGCAACACUAUACUUCGUGUUUUGCGUCGACUCGUCCGAGAGUGAGCUUGGCAUUUUGGAUCUUAUUCAGGUGUUCGUUGAAACGCUAGACAAGUGUUUCGAGAAUGUAUGCGAGCUGGACCUCAUCUUCCACGCGGAUGCUGCUCAUCAGGUUCUGGACGAGCUCGUGAUGGGGGGUAUGGUGCUGCAGACGAACAUGGCCGAUAUAUUGUGUAGACUGCAGGAGCAGAAUAAGAUGCAGAAGGCUGAGGCUGGUUUAUCAGCUGCGCCGGCCAGGGCAGUGUCGGCUGUGAAAAGUAUGAAUUUGCCUCAACAGUUGCGAGACAUGAAGUUACCCGACCUCCCGCAGGCUAUAAAGGAUCUAAAGUUCUGACCAACGCAGCAGGCGUACACGGGCACGCCGGUCGCCAUAGCAACGAACAUACUAACAUCCAUCUACCCGCAAAAUGACAAAUAUCAAAACAUACAGAAACAAGACAAUUUUAAGUUUUUCGGCUCAGAGUCUCUAAGCACGAGGUUCUCAGAGACGUUUUCAGAGAAUUAUCAACAGACGGACGGUGUUAAUUUUCCAAAUUAUGAGAGUAAUAGUGCUGACGGUUAUCAAGACUUAAGGGGGACGGUUGAAGGGGGGUACGGGGAAAAGAAAAAGAAGAAAAAAAGAAAUAGACAUUGAUUUUUUUGUAGUUUUUUUGAAGUGAAACUUUUUUAGGCGCGUUAAGAGUAACAUUUCAAGCGUCAUGGCAUUACCGUCACGUCGUGGAGGUAGGCGACGAUUUUGGUUACUUUGAAUCUGAAGAAGUUUCACUUCUGACACGUGUGCUCGGCACACACGCUCUUUUUUGUAGAUAGAAAGGCCAGUAAAAGAAAUUAUUCAUAUAAUUGGUGAAUGAAAUGGCUGAACUAUGAAAACGACUAUUUAUUUAUAUAAAUGAGUUGUUUCUAAAAUAGUUGGCAUGGAUUAUGCAAUAAUAAACAAAAAUCACGAAGUGGUGUCGUUUUAAAUGUUAAGAAUUUCGUUAAUACUAUAAAAAUAUUUUUCUACCCUUGUAUGUGCAAUCGUCCAUGUCUUAAAAUUGAAAGACAAUGUUUUGUUUAAUUUUUUACCUUUCUUUGAGAUUACGUACGUGUGUGUCUUAAAUGUAUUUCUUUUUUAAGUAAAUUAAAUAAAACAGAUGCUCUCUUUUAAAAGUCGUUUAAAAAUCCUGUCCCUAGUCUUGUUACUAUUCAAAAAUAGCAUAUCUAAAAAUUGGCGGCAAAUUGUAAGAACUUUUUAAAAUUGUUCGAAUUUAUGAAACAUUCCCUGUUUUGUUGUGAAAUACGCUAUGGCGGGAAAAGUGUUGCAAUGUUUUAAUUAUGUACUCUAAUAGAUUUAAGAAAUAUAUUAUAUAUAAAAUGUU